Eleginops maclovinus (Patagonian blennie) is the source of this 1178-nucleotide messenger RNA. RefSeq names its product proteasome activator subunit 2 (gene psme2). Gene Ontology annotation, molecular function: endopeptidase activator activity. NCBI's taxonomy places the organism in Eukaryota, Metazoa, Chordata, Actinopteri, Perciformes, Eleginopidae. The transcript has 11 exons. Bases 204 to 941 code for a protein of 245 amino acids. Gene Ontology annotation, cellular component: nucleoplasm; proteasome activator complex; cytoplasm. Gene Ontology annotation, biological process: regulation of proteasomal protein catabolic process; positive regulation of endopeptidase activity; regulation of G1/S transition of mitotic cell cycle. The record is from RefSeq and is a predicted model, not a curated record.
UCCUUCUUUCAGGGGAGGAGUGAUACAGUGGGAGGUGCAAACUUCAUCAACCGACAUUAAAUCGAAAGCAAAGUUGAUGAGGAAAUAGAACAAAUCUCACGCGUAGCCAUAUUGUCCUGUCGUGCACCUGUACUCUUUGACUCCAUUUAAAGAACUUUACGGACAGUUUUUAUUUGUCCUUAAGGUAAAACGUCUGCUCAGUCAUGCCGAAAGCAUCAUGUGUGAAAAUCAGCAGAGCGAACGCGGAGAAGGUGGAAAACUUCCGCCAGUCCCUGUAUCAGGAGGCAGAUGUUUUGUUCUCCAACUACAUCCCAAAUAAGAUUGCACAGCUGGAUGCCUUGAAGAGGGAUGACGCCCUCAGUAUCACAGACAUGUCCUCUCUCAAGGCUCCCCUGGACAUCCCCAUCCCGGACCCUCCUUCCCCAGAGGAUGAGGAAAUGGAGACGGAUAAGAAUGAAGAGGAAGAGAAGAAAAAAAAGAAAGCUCCUAAAUGUGGCUUCAUCAAGGGGAAUGAGAAGAUUAUGAUUCUCCUGGAGAGGGUGAAACCAGAGAUUGUUGCUCUUAGAGAGACCAUCAUCACUGUCACCUGCUGGAUUCAGCACCUCAUCCCAAAAAUAGAGGAUGGAAAUGACUUUGGGGUUGCAGUGCAGGAGAAAAUCUUGGAGAGAAUCGCUGCAGUGAAGACCAAAGUUGACGGUUUUCAGACCAACAUCAACAAGUACUUUUCAGAGAGAGGAGAUGCUGUUGGAAAGGCUUCCAAAGACACUCAUGUGAUGGACUACCGCAGGCUGGUCAGCGAGAAGGACGAGGACAUGUACUCUGAGAUCAAAGUGAUUGUUCUCGACAUUCGCGGCUUCUACGCCGAGCUUUACGACAUCAUCAACAAGAAUCUGGAGAAGGUGACCAAUCCAAAGGGAGAGGAGAAACCGUCCAUGUACUGAGGCUGGUUGUGGUGGGGGUGACAUACUACAAUUCAUUUGUUGCUCCUCUAAUAAUAAUCAUCUCUCUGUACAGUAAUGCUUCAUGUGCAUUACUAAAUUUAGCUUACCCUUCUUAAAGGAUAUCAAUAAAAGUUUUAUCUCUGAUCUGCGAUGACUCUUUAGUUUUGUACCGACACUUGUUCUUAAGUUGUACUACAAAUGAAAAACGAAAUAAAGAAAUCUUGGGUUUUUUUCUAA